Molecule: messenger RNA, 1404 nt
Organism: Aureococcus anophagefferens
Lineage: Eukaryota; Pelagophyceae; Pelagomonadales; Pelagomonadaceae
Exons: 1
Coding region: 1-1404 (467 amino acids)
Molecular function (GO): protein binding
Source: RefSeq, a predicted model, not a curated record
AUGCCCCGGGGCCGCACCGUCGCCGAGGCCGCGGCCGGGUCGCCCGCGGACGGCGUCGACGCCGCGUUUUUUCUCACGCUCCUCUCGAACCUGAGCCUCUGCUGCCUCAAGCUCAAGGACUUCGCCGGCGCUCAGGCGACCGCGACGCAGGUGCUCGAGAGCCCGGCCUGCGACGAGGCCAUGGCGAACAAGGCGCGGCUCCGCCUGGCGAAGGCGUCGCGCGAGGCCGGCGACCUCGCCAAGGCCGAGCGCGUGCUCCGCGACAUCCUCAAGCAGGACGGCAAGCUCGGCCACACCAUCGCCCGGCGCGAGCUCGAGGCCGUGCGCAAGCUCAAGGCCGCGGACAAGAAGCGCUUCCAGGGCCUCUUCGCCAAGGGCUCCGAGGACCUCUACAGCGAGUCCGAGCUCAAGGAGCGGCGCGCCGAGGCGCGCGCGGAGGCGAAGCAGAUCGCGGAGCAGCCGCGGAUCAUCGACAUGAAGUCGCUGACCGACGACGAGCGCAGAGCCAAGAGCGCGGAGCUCGAGGCGUCCCAGAAGGCCCAGGACGACUACGAGGCCGAUUUAGGCAAGAAGCUGGGCCGCAUCGCGCCGUCCGACGCCGCGGAGCUCGAGAAGCUCCAGGCCGCGGGCGCGGACAAGGCCGAGCUCGCCAAGUUCUACUGGCGGGCCCGCGACGCCGAGACGAAGCGCGUCGGCGCCCUCAUGUCGCCCGAGGACCGCGCGUCCUUCUCCCAGCUCCUCGAGCGGAACGCGCCCCAGGACGUCUUGGACGACGCGUUCGACGCGAUCAAGCGCCGCGUGGACCUGCACGCCGUCGUCAACGACCACCUGCCGGCGCCCAUGCGCGCCGCCGUCUCGGAGAAGCUCGCGGCCAUCGAGCGGGACGAGCCGGACCCGGAGAAGCGCAAGUGCGAGCAGUCGGCCGCGAUCGCGCAGGCGUUCCAGCAGCACUUCCAGGAGGAGAUGUCCGUGCGGCGCGUCGCCGCGAAGUUUUUCCAGCAGGUCAUCAAGCCCUUCUUCUUCAAGGUCAAGGCCCGGCUCCUCGCGCCCUUCUCGGGCCUCUUCAAGGCCAAGGCGCCGAACCCCGCGGCGCCGCCGCCGCCGCGGACGCCCGCGGCGGAGAACGCGCCGGAGAAGCUCGCCAAGUACGCGACGAGCCAGGCGACGGCGCAGCUCGCCCACGACGUCGAGGGCAUGCGCGCGGCGGGCCUCGGCAGCGCGGACAUGGUCGCGCGCGCGAAGGAGGUCUUCAAGGCGAACGGCGAGGAGAAGCAGCUCGCGGCCGUCGAGCUCGGCGAGAAGAUGAAGGCCGACGGCGCGUCGUCGGACGAGAUCCUCGCGGCCAUGCGCGCCCACUUCGGCGCGCCGCCGCCCGACGCGGACGUCGCGCACCUGCGGACGUAA